GCACCCAGACUAUAGAUAGGCCUUCAGGCCAUUAUUCACAUCACUGCUGUGGUAGCUGGCCUCUUUGCUAUAAAAAUUAGUGCUUUUCUGGUUAUUCAUAUUCAUAUCACUGCUGUGGCAGCUGGCCUCUUUGCUAUAAAAAUUACUUUUCUGACGAGGCAUGGCGCUAGCUACUACGGGGAAGGUGAACGAAGUGUUGUUCAUGAACAGAGGAGAAGGAGAAAGUAGUUAUGCACAAAACUCUUCUUUCACGCAACAAGUGGCCUCAAUGGCACAGCCAGCGCUAGAAAAUGCAGUUGAAACUCUCUUCUCCAAAGAUUUCCACCUUCAAGCUCUUAACGCAGCGGACUUGGGUUGUGCAGCGGGUCCAAACACAUUCGCAGUGAUUUCUACGAUCAAGAGAAUGAUGGAAAAGAAAUGCAGGGAAUUGAAUUGCCAAACACUGGAACUUCAGGUUUACUUGAAUGAUCUUUUUGGAAAUGAUUUCAAUACCCUCUUCAAAGGCCUGUCGUCUGAGGUUAUUGGUAACAAAUGUGAGGAAGUUUCGUGUUAUGUGAUGGGAGUACCGGGGUCUUUCCAUGGCCGGCUUUUUCCUCGUAACAGCUUACAUUUAGUUCAUUCCUCUUACAGUGUUCAUUGGCUUACUCAGGCACCAAAAGGACUCACAAGCAGAGAAGGCUUGGCAUUAAACAAGGGGAAGAUUUACAUAUCAAAGACAAGCCCUCCUGUUGUAAGAGAAGCCUACUUAUCUCAAUUUCAUGAAGAUUUCACAAUGUUUCUCAAUGCUAGAUCCCAAGAGGUGGUUCCAAAUGGUUGUAUGGUGUUGAUACUUCGUGGUAGGCAAUGUUCUGAUCCUUCAGACAUGCAGAGCUGCUUUACUUGGGAACUAUUAGCUAUGGCCAUUGCUGAAUUGGUUUCACAGGGAUUGAUAGAUGAAGAUAAAUUAGACACCUUCAAUAUACCCAGCUAUUUUGCAUCACUUGAGGAAGUGAAAGAUAUAGUGGAGAGGGACGGAUCAUUCACAAUUGAUCAUAUAGAGGGGUUUGAUCUUGAUAGCCUAGAAAUGCAGGAGAAUGAUAAAUGGGUUAGAGGGGAAAAGUUUACCAAGGUUGUCAGGGCCUUCACAGAGCCUAUAAUUUCAAACCAGUUUGGACAUGAAAUCAUGGACAAACUAUAUGACAAAUUCACUCACAUUGUAGUUUCAGAUUUGGAAGCAAAGCUACCGAAGACCACAAGUAUCAUCCUAGUGCUUUCCAAGAUUGAUGGAUAGCUUUUUAGUGUUGUGAAAUAAACUGUUGUCCCUAUCACAUAUAUGCUACUAGAGGGUUGUGCCAAUGUAUUGCACAAGAAGAUUUGAGAGGGGUCAAAUAUAGAAAGCAUUUUGCUCUUGUGUGGAGAGAGAAUGUUUUCUUGAUUUAAAUCUGUGAUACCCAAAUCGUAAUGUUGGGAAGAAAUGAGAAGUUGAACAUGAAAUUUUAAUUUCUUUACCUUAUGUAUGUAUGGAAUUAGUGGUUGUUUGCUAAAAAUAACGUCUCCUCCAAUUAUUGUAAUGUAUUGGGAUGGUUCUUGCAAA
Molecule: messenger RNA, 1573 nt
Organism: Camellia sinensis
Lineage: Eukaryota; Viridiplantae; Streptophyta; Magnoliopsida; Ericales; Theaceae
Source: RefSeq, a predicted model, not a curated record